AUGCGCUACCAGCCGUUCUUUUCUGCCGUUCUUGUGAGCGGCCUCACGUCAGCCACUACAACUUCUCUCCCGUCUCUGUACGAUGCUCUCGUGGCAGCCGGUGCUUCCAACUUUGCCGCUCGCAUCCAGGCAAGUCCCAAUGCGUCAGAGCUGUAUAGCUCUGGUGCUAUCAAGACUGUGUUCGCUCCGUCCGACCAGGCCAUUGGCUCCUCGAGCUUGGCCCGGCGGGCUGACGUUAGUGAAGGAACGCUGGUGUACCAGAGCUGUCUGGUAGAAACGUAUCUACAGCAAAAGACCUUGGGCGCCCAGGGUGGUGAAGUGUUGGCCAUGGGAUACAAAUCGUCUGGUUUGGUAGACACGUCGCAAAAAAUAGUAGCAGAUACGCGACCUGUUAAUACCACCGUGUCCAAGCGGCAAGUCUUGGGAGUCCGAGGGCCGUACCGACGCUCUGCCAAUGCCACAUCGCUGCUGAGAAUUGAGUCUGGUCUGGGGACUGUGUCCAAUGUCAUUCGGGGAGACAUUGCCUUUGACGGCGGGCUUAUACAAGUCACCGAUAGGUACGAUUCCAUUGUUGAAAACAAGGAAUUCAAAAAAGAAUACAAUGCCGAGGAAGCUCACUCACAUUGUUUCAGCUAUUUCACUCUCCCCGAGUCGCUUUCGUCCACGGCUGCUCAGACGGGCCAAACAACAUUCAAUAGCCUUUCCAACAAGACCAAUAUCACAAGAAGUCUCGAGCAGACGCAGUCCAUCACUGUGUUUCUGCCCUCCAAUGAGGCCUUUGCCUUGGCUGGAAACAGAACUACGAGCACGUCCACUCUGAUCUCAAAUCAUGCUGUCAGCGGCUUUGUCGGCUACCUUCCAGACCUCACCGACGGGCUGGUUCUGACAACGAAGACUGGCGACACCCUGACCAUCAGUAUCCGCAACGGCAUAUGGUACAUUAACAACGGAGCAAUCACGCAGGCAAACCUCGUAUUGCAAAAUGGGGUGGCUCACGUCGUUGACCAGGUUCUCGUGCCGACCCCUGCCAAAGCUGUAACCUCAUUUGGACAUCCGUCCGUCAAUCUCGGGCUGUCUGCCCUCCUGUGUGUUCCUCUGAUUUUACUAAGCCUGCUGUUCUAG
Molecule: messenger RNA, 1122 nt
Organism: Grosmannia clavigera kw1407
Lineage: Eukaryota; Fungi; Ascomycota; Sordariomycetes; Ophiostomatales; Ophiostomataceae
Product: beta-ig-h3 fasciclin
Exons: 2
Coding region: 1-1122 (373 amino acids)
Biological process (GO): macroautophagy
Cellular component (GO): fungal-type vacuole membrane
Source: RefSeq, a predicted model, not a curated record